GUAUUGGAUAUGCCUGUUCACACAUGCAACGCGCCCCAGACACGGCGCUCCGGUGCGCCACCAGUUUUGAUUUAACGAAGCGGUCGGCGGGGAAAGGAAAGAUGAGAACUCGCUCGUUCUCUCCCCCUCUCUCUCAAUCUUCUCCCUAAGGACUCCUUCUCGAUCCCAACCUUGCCUAAAUUAAAACCACGGCCUCGGGGCCGAGAAAGGAAAGGGGGAGCCCUUCUUAUACCGGGGGAGCCCCCACCGAGUCCCUCCCCAACCAAUCCCUAAUCCGGGUCGCGAGGAUUUCGCUGCAAAGUGAAUACUGAUUUGAUACGUAGCAUGAGCGCGUGGGUGCCGUGGAGGCGAUCUUGGAGGCAGACAAGGGACGAUACCGGUGCAAAGAUGGUUCUGAAUCUUGACCUCAAUGUGCCACCAGCUGAGAGCUGGUUGCCUGAGGGGUCUUCCCGUUCUGCACAUCCUUGUGUCUCGCAGGAAGCUACGGUUCCUGUCCAUCCUCAGCGCUCUCCUCCCACCAGAGAGCAGCAACGGGUGGUGCCCAUACCCGAUCACGGGUUAAUUAGUUCGCCCAUUGAUGUGGAUGCACUUGAAGAUGACGUUGAGAUGCUUUAUUCCUCAAGAGUAUUUCCUCAAACAUGGAACUGGGCCAGGAGGAACCAAUCUGUGAUGGUAGUUCUUGAUGAAGAUCUGGAAUCAGGUCCAUUACAAUCAGGGGUCACUGUUAUGGAACCAGUAACCACAUUACCCCUCAACAUUCACAACAAGCGUGAAAGGCUGCCGACAAAUGGGACUAUCAUUAAUUGUGAUCUUUAUCCUGACUUGGAACAGGAAAAUGAUGCCAAGAGGAGGGCUAUCAUGAAACCUGAUCCGGAGCCAGAAAAGGUGGUACAGAAGGAACCCACCUUCACCUGCCCUAUCUGCCUGAGCCCAUUGGUUGAAGCAUCAACAACUAUUUGCGGUCAUAUUUUCUGUCAAAGCUGCAUCAAGGCCUCCAUUAAGGCCCAGAAGAAGUGCCCUACCUGUAGGAGGAAGCUUACUAUGAAUAACUUUCAUAGGGUUUACCUUCCAUCCACUGACUGAGAUGACUGUGAGUGGGGUACCAUUCAUUUCCGUUAGGGGGCUCCCCUAUUACUCUUUUAACUAGCCCUAGGGCAAUUCUAAAGUCAUUCUUCUGGAUUUAGGCGACUUUUGACUGAUAAAUCUCAACAGUUAAAGUUAAUAUGCAAUGUGAUUACAUAUGGAUUCAAAUUUA
Phoenix dactylifera (date palm) is the source of this 1255-nucleotide messenger RNA. RefSeq lists its product as uncharacterized. Gene Ontology annotation, cellular component: SUMO-targeted ubiquitin ligase complex. Gene Ontology annotation, molecular function: ubiquitin protein ligase activity; SUMO binding; SUMO-ubiquitin ligase activity. Gene Ontology annotation, biological process: ubiquitin-dependent protein catabolic process. The record is from RefSeq and is a predicted model, not a curated record. Lineage: Eukaryota; Viridiplantae; Streptophyta; Magnoliopsida; Arecales; Arecaceae.